AUGCUUGGCCUUUACAUCAUCCUCAUAUUCCACUUUAGUGUGGUAUACAGCCAAUUCCCCAGAGUCUGCACCACGCAUACAAAUUUAACAAAAAUAUGCUGCCCUAAAUGGAAGGAUGGAAGUCCAUGUGGUUCCCGCUCAGGCCGGGGUGAAUGUAAUGAUACAAUGAGUCUACUAUAUGAAAGUUUAAACCAAACAGGCCAAGUCCUCCAGCGAAAUGAUGAUCGUCUAUUGUGGCCAAUACACUAUUAUGACAGAGCCUGUCAUUGCAAUGGAAACUAUGGUGGUUUUGACUGUGGUGACUGCAAAUUUGGGUACUUUGGGUCGACAUGUGAUAGGAAAAGGCUUUUAAUUCGGAAAGAAAUCAGGGAAUUUUCCCAUUUGAAAAGAAAGAGAUUCUUCAGUUAUCUGUCUCUGGCUAAGAUGACAACUAGCAAAGAUUUUGUAGUUCUCAGCACUGGAGACCGGCAUCACAGGGACACAUAUAACUUUGUAGAUGCAUCAGUUUACAAUGUUUUUGCAUGGAUUCAUUAUUACUCUAUGAAGCCUUUGUUGUUAAAUAACUCGUUUCAUCAUGAAAUAGGUUAUGCCCACGAAGGUCCGGCAUUUCCUGGCUGGCAUCGUUUAGGACUUCUGUUCUUGGAGAGACAAAUUCAGCUCAUGACUGGAGAUGAACAUUUUUUUCUUCCAUAUUAUGACUGGCGUGGUGAAAAAAAAUGCUCAAUCUGUACUGAUGAAUUUUUAGGUGAUAAUGAUGUCCAGGGGAGAAUUAGUCGAUACUCUUAUUUCUCUCAUUGGAAGUCUAUUUGCAGUGGCUACAACUAUGAAGAUGCUUAUUGUCCCUAUGCUAUGAAUGAGCAUCAGAUGGAAAAGUUGCUCCGGAAACCUGGUACCAACCCUCUUGCUGAUUGGCUGCCCUCAUUCCAAGAUGUAAAUGACACCCUCAGAUUCAAAGAUUAUGAUACACCCCCAUACAACUCAGCUUCAAAAAACAGCUUCCGCAAUGCGCUGGAAGGCUUUCUGAAGGCCUCUGACGGGGUAACUUUUGCAAGGGGAAUGCAUAACCUUGUUCAUGUGUAUAUGGGAGGAACAAUGUCUCAGGUGCCAAUUUCCGGCAAUGAUCCCAUCUUUAUUCUUCACCACUGCUUUAUUGACAAGAUAUAUGAAAAAUGGAUAAUUGAAAAUAACGCAACAUCCGAUACAUAUCCUAAUAAUCAUCGGACUGGACAGAGACCCUAUGAAUGUAUUACUCCCUACUUCCCUUGCUGGAGAAACAGAGAGCUCCUCAGGACAUCCAGAGACUUUGGAUAUAAAUAUUCAGAAUAUCAAAAUUUCUGAGAAGGAGAAUUCGACCAAGAGAUACAAAGAGAAGAUAAAUA
Bombina bombina (fire-bellied toad) is the source of this 1379-nucleotide messenger RNA. RefSeq names its product tyrosinase-like. Gene Ontology annotation, biological process: pigmentation; melanin biosynthetic process. Gene Ontology annotation, molecular function: tyrosinase activity. The transcript has 4 exons. The coding region runs from base 1 to 1338 and encodes 445 amino acids. The record is from RefSeq and is a predicted model, not a curated record. Lineage: Eukaryota; Metazoa; Chordata; Amphibia; Anura; Bombinatoridae.